AAGGCGCUCCCAACAAAACCGUUCCUCCCGCCCUCACCACCUCCCCUAACUACUCCCCCGCCCUCCCGCCCUUCCUUCCUCGGCAAGCCCUAGGGUUUAGGGCUCUAGGCACCGCGAUGUACGGCGGCGGCGGGCACUACGACGGCGGCGGUGGCGCGGCGAAUGCCAACUCCCUCUUCGGCGGCGGGGGAUUCAUGCCCUCGCAGUCAACCGCGGUCCCGGAGAGCAGCGGCGGCGGCGGCGGCGGCCUCUCCAAGGGCCGGAACGCGCAGACGCUGCUGCCGCUCACCGUGAAGCAGAUCAUGGACGCGGCGCAGGCCAGCGACGACAAGUCCAAUUUCGCCAUCAACGGCGUCGAGGUGUCCACGGUUAGGCUUGUUGGACGCAUGCUGGGUAAGAUUGAGCGGGUCACCGAUGUUGCGUUCACUCUUGAUGAUGGUACUGGCAAGAUAGAUGUGAAUCGCUGGGAAAAUGAGUCUUCCGACACUAAGGAAAUGGCUGAUGUCAAUGAUGGGAACUAUGUCAUUGUCAAUGGUGGUUUGAAAGGUUUUCAAGGAAAGCGCCAUGUCGUUGCUUACUCUGUUCGGCGUGUGACAAACUUCAAUGAUAUAACACAUCACUUUCUGCACUGCAUUCAUGUGCAUUUGGAACUCACCAGGUCAAAGCCUCGGUUGCCGCCGCAAAUAAAUUCUAGUACAGCAACCCCUGUACAUGCUAACCAAGUUCAGCUCCCCAAUAAUCAGGCUACAGCAUUCCCAGCAUCAGGAAAUACUGCUGAAAAUGAUGUAUCCAGCUUGAUCAUGAAUGUUUUUCAUGACCCAGCAAUCAUAGACCGGGAGGAUGGGAUAACUGAGGCAUAUGUCAUAGAUCGUCUUAAGCUACCAGUGGACUUAGUCAGGAAGGUCUUCCAAGAACAUAUUGACGCUGGCAACAUUUACAACACGAUCGAUGACCUCCAUUUCAAGUCUGCCUUGAAUGGCUGAUCAUGUUUCAGGCCUGUGUCAGGCUCCGUGUAGGUGUGGAGCCGUUUCAAGCAAGAAGUGUAUGCGCUCUGCAGGAUUGCCUCGCAGAUCUUGCAUACAUUCAGAAGGGAACCAACAGCUUACCGGCUAGGUUAAGUUGUGUAGCUAGGUACAGUUCCCUUAUUCCAACAAGUUAUCUAUGUAAUGGAGUAAUGGACCCUGCGAGUAGGCUAGGUCUCCCUUCAGGACAUCUGUUGUGUUUGCUACUCCAGUAACCCUGUGUAAAUCACCCGUGUUUUGUUUCUCUGCCGUGGCGUGUCUUAUGAGUUAUGGCCA
This is a messenger RNA of Panicum hallii, 1298 nucleotides long. Its product is annotated as replication protein A 32 kDa subunit B-like. Gene Ontology annotation, cellular component: chromosome, telomeric region; DNA replication factor A complex; site of double-strand break. Gene Ontology annotation, biological process: double-strand break repair via homologous recombination; DNA replication; nucleotide-excision repair. Gene Ontology annotation, molecular function: DNA binding. The transcript has 10 exons. The record is from RefSeq and is a predicted model, not a curated record. NCBI's taxonomy places the organism in Eukaryota, Viridiplantae, Streptophyta, Magnoliopsida, Poales, Poaceae. The coding region runs from base 117 to 983 and encodes 288 amino acids.